Messenger RNA from Phytophthora nicotianae INRA-310, 1123 nucleotides. RefSeq lists its product as hypothetical. The record is from RefSeq and is a predicted model, not a curated record. NCBI's taxonomy places the organism in Eukaryota, Oomycota, Peronosporomycetes, Peronosporales, Peronosporaceae. The coding region runs from base 195 to 596 and encodes 133 amino acids. The transcript is spliced from 3 exons.
AACAUUCCAAGGCGCUUCAACUCGUACUUAGUCGGGUAUGUAAACCACACCAGUGUCGACGCGUGCGUGGAGGGCUCCGAUCCAGCCGAAGGCAGUGUGCGAAAGGCCAGAGAAGAAACGCUUGGGCAGCUCCAAACUAAGACCGCACCGUUAGUCUGCUAUCUCCGGCAUCUCCUACACUCUAUCAACUAACUAUGAGUCCUGUCAAGACGUGCGUUGUGCUGACCUCCUCGAUGGUCUCGAUCGCCGAGCAAAAGUACGAGAUCGGCCACCUGAAGCAAUUGCUGGAUGGCAACAAGAUCACGUAUACGGAGGUGGACUGCAGCCUCGAGGAGAACCGCGACACACGCAACCGCUACUUUGAGGUCAGCGGCAUCCGUGCCAACUACCCGCAGGUCUUUCUACAGGACCCAGAGGGCAAGGACAUCCAGUACAUUGGCUCUUUCAAGGAGAUUCAGGAACUCAACGAGAUGAACGACGUGCCACCCGAGAUCCUUAAGGCCAACAACAUCCCGACGCUCAACACCGUUUUCGCGGGUACAGCUCUCCAUCCUCUGCUUCAUAGAGUGAAUGCUGUUUUUCGCUCUUUUUUCUAAUGAUCGUGUUGUGCUGUUGCUUUGCAUGCAGACGUCGCAAGACGAGCUUGACUCAAGUCCUCGACUGCAGAGUCGAACCCAUGAGGAUAGCAGCGAAGGAUGGAGCGCCACAUUGCACUGGCAGGCUGACUGGUUGUCUCUCUAUACAAAGGAAAAAAAAAUCUAACUCGACCGACUCUGCUUCUCUAUAGAGCCAGCAAGCCGCUACACAAGUUUUUAAUGCAAAAAGCAAUCCGCACUUGCGCUGCAUCGCGCCAUCUACUACAUGUAUUACCAUGAAGAAGAAGAAGAAGAAGCCAAUAGAUCAACUCACACCUACUUUUUUUCGUGUCACCUCGAGCCACUGCGCUGCAUUGUUUAGCUAAUGCGCACGUGUUAGUAAUGUUGAGGAAAUAAGCAAGCAUGGACGACGCCGUGACGUGGAAGAUGAAGCAUACCGGGACGUAGUCUUCGCUCACCCUGAGUCAGAACUGACUGCAACGCAUCAUAAGUUUCUCAUGGGUAAUAUUUGCUUUUAUGAUACACGA